GACCAUUUUCGUGAAGAAAAUAUUAAUAAAUGAAAAAUAAUGAAAGUGAAGAUUUCUCCUCGCAUUUCUGAUUCAAACUGCUGCAUCACUCUCUCACCAUACACACUGUGUUGUGCUCCUCGGAUUCCAUAAUUAUUCAACCGUUAACAAACUACCGGAUUCGGGUCAUAACCCGUACACAGUCGAAGGGAAGCAGCAGUCCAGGAAACGGGUCGGAUCCGUGUAGAUCACACUCAGAAUAUGGAUGCGCUGCAGGAAUCGGGUUGGGAGGAGCUCCGGAAAGAAGCCCGUAAAAUCGAAGGCGAUCUCGAUGUCAAGCUAUCUUCCUACGCUAAGCUCGGCGCUCGUUUCAACCAAGGAGGUCAUGUGGAUUCUGGUUCACCAACUCUUGGCUCAAGCAGGUCAUGGAAGUCUAUGGACAUGGAGAUUGAGUCCUUGCUGGAGAAGCUACUUGAUAUAAAUGAUUCUAUGAGUCGAUGUGCUGCUUCUGCUGCUCCUACUACUUCAGUUACUCAAAAGCUUGCUAGACACAGGGACAUACUGCAUGAGUUUACCCAGGAAUUUAGGCGUAUCAAGGGAAAUAUUAACUCAAUGAAGGAACAUGCAGAACUUCUUAGUUCUGUGCGAGACGAUAUCAGUGAGUACAAGGCCUCUGGCAGCGUAUCUCCAAGAAUGCAAUUAUUACGUGAGAGAGCUGCCAUACAUGGAAGCAUAUCUCAUAUUGAUGAUGUGAUUAGUCAAGCUCAAGCAACUAGAGCUGCCUUGGGUUCUCAAAGGACCUUAUUCGGAGACGUUCAAGGAAAAGUCAAGAUACUCGGCGACAAAUUCCCAGUCAUUCGUGGUCUAAUUGGCUCGAUCAGAAGAAAAAAAUCAAGAGACACUCUCAUCCUCUCCGCUGUUAUCGCUGCUUGUACGCUCUUCCUCAUCAUCUACUGGCUCUCAAAGUGAACGGACAUUUUACUUUGGUUCAAAAGUAAGUGAGAGAAAAUCGGCCGUCUUUUCUUUUUCUUUUUCUUUUUUCCAAUCAAUUAUAUGCAUUUUGGUUACUUCGUUGCGCAAACGACAUAUUAGAUGAUUAUAAUUUUCGUCAAUUAAUCAUCGGCCUAUAUUGAAAUUAUAUACUGAAUCUAUAUAUUAGUUUUAAAGUAGAGAUUCAUAAAAAUUUCAUUUUUCAUU
This is a messenger RNA of Erythranthe guttata (spotted monkey flower), 1176 nucleotides long. RefSeq names its product golgi snare 12 (gene GOS12). Gene Ontology annotation, molecular function: SNAP receptor activity. Lineage: Eukaryota; Viridiplantae; Streptophyta; Magnoliopsida; Lamiales; Phrymaceae. The record is from RefSeq and is a predicted model, not a curated record. Gene Ontology annotation, cellular component: Golgi membrane; Golgi medial cisterna; SNARE complex. Gene Ontology annotation, biological process: inter-Golgi cisterna vesicle-mediated transport; endoplasmic reticulum to Golgi vesicle-mediated transport; vesicle fusion.